AUGUCUCUCUCCAUAUGCGCCGACUGCCUAUCCAGGCUCCGGAUCUCGGGCCAGUCCAAAUCCAUGGGCACAGCUACAACUCUUAUUGCCAGUGUGACAUUACCUCGAGCGCCAGCAUCGUCUUUUCACAGCUCCAGUCCCGUGGCGGCCAACAAUGCCAUUCUGAAGGCGAAAAAGAGCAGAGAGGUUGCAAAGCACCGAUCCUCACAGUCGGCGCGGAUGAAGAAGAAAACCCGAGACCGACCCAAGCCUCCGGCGAUUGGGGAACGACGAGCCCAACGACAUCGGAUUGUCCUCAGCAACACCAACGCCUUUGAGAUUGUCGGGAUGGAGAACUGGAGCAAGGAAAACAUGGCCGAUGAAGAAAACGUAGGACACGUGUUGGGACUUGACGGAGCUUUGUUGGACAAGCUGCGAGACUGCCAGGCCUUCAAGACCACGCAGAACUGGAGCUUGUUCCGACGGCCAGCUACAUUGGUCCGAACCGAAACCAUCAAACUCGGUCGCGAUAUCGAGGCACUCAACGCGGAAAAAAAGACCGUCAGACAUCUUGUUGUUGGUGAGAAGGCUUCUGGGAAAAGUAUUCUCGGGUUGCAGGCCAUGAGCAUGGCGUUUAUGAAUGACUGGUUGGUUCUGAAUGUGCCGCAAGCCCAAGCUUUCGUUAACAACACUUCGUCUUACGCACCCCUAAAGCAAGAGGACAACGACACAAAAGAACAAUUAUACAUACAACCGCACUUGACCCAAGCACUGCUCACGCGGGCUUUGAAUUCCAACGAAGCGCUGCUCAAGAGUCUCAAAUUCAACCACGAGUUUCCCAAACACUUGCCUCUAAAACAGGGCACCGCCACUCUCAAAGAUCUUGUCCAACUUGGCGCGAGCGACCACACCUUCGCAUGGCCUGCAUGGCAGGUGUUUUGGCGCGAAAUCAGCGCACCGGGCGCCAAGGCACGUCCGCCGGUCUUGUUGGCCGUCGACGACAUCGACCACUGGAUGGGACCUAGCAAAUACCGCAGUGCCGAGUUUGAAAUCAUCCAUGCCCACCAGCUUACUUUGGUGCGACAGUUUUUGGGGCUGUUCUUCCCUCGAGGCCAACAACAGGCCUUUGCCAACGGCGGCAUGAUCCUUUUCAGCACCACUGGAUCCAAUACACCCGCAUAUCCAACUUUUGAAUUGCUGGUUAAUCAAUUACGCGCUCGGACUGCGAAGAGCGGUGAUUCUUCGGAUUUCCCUCUUCCGGCACCGUAUAGCAAGCCCGACUCUCGUGUCUUGGAGCUGUCGUCUGGUCUGGACCAUGUCAACCUGACUGACUUGAAGGGUCUUAGUGUCCCAGAGUCAAAGGGCUACAUGGACUAUUUUGUGCGCAGCGGAUUGCUCAAGAGGAACAUUACUGAGAGUGCCAUUGCUGAAUUUCGAAGUCUCACCGGUGGUGGCGUGGUGGGAGAGUUGGCAAAGUUGGGAAGAAGGAUUCGACUCUGA
Messenger RNA from Exophiala dermatitidis NIH/UT8656, 1479 nucleotides. RefSeq lists its product as uncharacterized. Gene Ontology annotation, cellular component: mitochondrial small ribosomal subunit. The transcript is spliced from 2 exons. Lineage: Eukaryota; Fungi; Ascomycota; Eurotiomycetes; Chaetothyriales; Herpotrichiellaceae. The record is from RefSeq and is a predicted model, not a curated record. Gene Ontology annotation, molecular function: structural constituent of ribosome. Bases 1 to 1479 code for a protein of 492 amino acids.